CCUCGAUUUCUUCGGGCUGUUGGUAAGGGGUAACGAGGGCCGGCAGCCGCUGAGCCGCCGGCAGCCGCUGAGCCGCCGGCAGCCGCUGAGCCGCCUGCAGCCGCUGAGCCGCCUGCAGCGAGGGGUGGGCGGCCCGGGGAGGCCGGCGGCGGGACAGAGGGAACCGCCUCGGCACCGCUGCGGAGGGCUGAGCAGGGCUGAGGCCUGUGCCCCCUCAUACGCACCUGCCGCCUGUCUUGAGCGCCGUCCCUCCAGGAGACCCCUCCCCACUCGCCGCGGCAUUGUGAGGGUAGCUGCCCGUCAGGAUGGCAGCAUCAAACCUGGAGAACCAACUGCAGAGUGCCCAGAAGAACCUGCUGUUCCUGCAGCGAGAGCAUGCCAACACGCUGAAGGGCCUGCACGCUGAGAUUCGACGCCUGCAGCAGCACUGUACAGAUUUAACCUAUGAACUGACUGUGAAGAGUUCAGACCUGUCAGAAAAUGGUAGCUCAAGGAGUGAAGAACUCAGAAGAAAGUGUGAAGAUCUGGAAGCUCAGCUGAAAGCCAAAGAGGCUGAAAAUAAUGAGUUACUGAAAGAACUGGAACAAAAGAAUGCAAUGAUAAUGGUGCUGGAAAAUACUAUUAAAGAAAGAGAAAAGAAGUAUUUGGAAGAGUUAAAAAUGAAAAGCCAUAAGCUCAACAUGUUGUCGAGUGAACUAGAGCAGAGAGCAAGCACUAUUGCUUAUUUAACUUCUCAGCUGCAUGCUACCAAGAAGAAGCUGAUGAGUUCAAGUGGAACUUCAGAGGGGACCCCUUCUGGCAGUCCUGUGUUGUCCAACUAUAAGCCCUCCCCUCCCAAAGACAAACUGCCGGAGACGCCACGGCGCAGAAUGAAGAAGAGCCUGUCCACACCGCUCAACCCUGAGUUCGAAGAGGCCUACAGAAUAGGGUCAGAUAGCCGGAAGCUGCUGCUGAGAGAGCCUGUGGAUGCCAUGCCCGAUCCCACCCCGUUUCUGCUGGCCAGGGAAACAGCAGAGGUGCACCUUAUUAAGGAGAGGCCAUUGGUCAUUCCACCCAUUGCUUCGGAUCGUGCGUCUGGCGAAUCGCAGAGCCCGGCCCGAGAGAAGCCGCACAAGGCACAUAUUGGGGUGGCUCAUCGCAUCCACCACGUCACACCGUCCCAGCCCCAGCCCGAGGUUGAAACACUGGCAGUGGAUCAGGUCCACGGAAGCAAAGUGGUCAGAAAGCACUCAGGGACAGACAGAACUGUUUGAGUAAAACCUCUGGCACGCUCUACUCUGGCUCCUUAUGCACUGUGAACCUGUAGGAUGACUAGCACCUGCAGUAACGUUUCUUUUGACGCCCCAUGCAUGCCAAACUUCUUCCAGAUCCAUCCUUAAUAGAUUGUGCUCCUCUGAUGAACUCCCUCUAGGACUGUGUCCGUAUGGCAAGGUAUAGAACUCCUACAUGCUGUGGCCAAAUCAGGGUACCCAACUGCUUGCUUCUGAGCACUGCUCUGUUACCAUCACUCCGGGUGUGGACAGAGGAACAGGCUGCGUUAUUAACUGGUGUUAGCGACAUCACCCUACCCCAACCCUGCAGUGACAGGUGUAGGCCACUAGCACGAACCCCUCAGUGGGUCCUUUGUCUUCACUCUGUAUGUAAACACAGCACCCACAAACCCUGACCGCCAGACAAAGCCUUUCUUGCAGCAGCGCUGGAACCAGUACACCUGGUUCCAUCUUAAGUGGAACUAAGGACAUCUCUGCCUUCACAUGCACAUGCUCUGGAUUGCAAAUGUGGCCAUAGGUUCUCUUCCUCAAAAAUCCUGAGAGUCCCAGCAAGCAUUACUUGAUUAAUCCUAAUUACUUUGCUUUGUAGCUUUGUUUAAAUGCAAAAUGGGGAGAUGGGUGGACAAAGCACCCUUUAAAAAGCUGACUGAUCCUCAUAGAGUUCAAACAGAGGUUGUCUGGGGGAGGUUGUUUGGUUGCUUUUUUUAAUGGUAUGGCUCCCUCACACCUCUGACACUAGUCAGUGCACUGCACUUGUAGCACCUUCCAGACUGGCUCAGAGCUCCUUUUCCAGGGAGAAAGCGUAGCUGGCUGUCCAGUGUAGAAAUGGGUCUUGAUGCUCUAACCUGCACUUUUUUUGUAAAGGGAUUAUUUUUGUUUCCUAAAAAGCUUUGUUAUGUUCUGGACAUCAUCAGGCACUGCUGGCUUCUGCUAGCUUAGCAACCUGAGCUGUCCCUCUAAGAUAUGUGUGUGUUUUAGUUCUAAAUGUAGGUGAUGUAACCAAUCCAUAGAGGAGGAGAACCUGACAUCCUUGAUUUUUAUCCUUGUGGAUUGGGAUGGCCUUGCCUUGCACUUGCCCUGGUUCCCCUACCCCUUUCUAGUAAGUGACAGGUAGACUCUAUAGCUGUUAGAUGACUUAUUUUUGUUGUUACUAUUUUUCCUAGGACAGAAAGGCAUACUGAGAGCUGUGAGAGGAUGUAAUUUUAGGAAAGGAGCACAAAUUUGACCAUUUUUCUUAAAUUCUGAUUAGCACCUCCAGCUCACCUCUGCUUCACUCUUGUCUGCAGCCUCUGAGUAGGACCAGCAAGAACCAAUGGCUCCCAAAUGCUGCUAAGCUUACGAUGUGCCUUCAAAAACUUGGAACGCAUAAUCUCUGUGAAAGCUAAUGAAGGAUCCCUGCCUGUCCUCGUUCCUGCCCUGUGCCAGCUGUAUCUGCCCCCUCGUAAGCUUCACCUGCUGCUGUGUGUUGGUGCGUGUCUCCCUCCAGAGCCUUGGAGCACUCUCAGCUUCUCCCACAAAGGCACUGGCAGGAUGACAAAAGCUGUUCUUCCUAACUGUGGUACUGCUAUAUUUCCUGUGCAGCAUGACACCUUCCAGCAGGGCUGUUCCCAGUCAGAGAGGGGUUGAACAUCUACUAGCCCAAGGCCCCCAGUGCCCUGCCCCUGCGCACCCUCACCACUUGGUCACUUGCUUUUCUGAAGCCCAAGAGCCACUCUCAGCACCACACCUUGCCAGUGGUGUGGUAGGGUCAACAUGAGGAACAGCGGGGAGAGGAGAAAAAGGUUGGUUAAACUGUUUGUUAUUCUGUGGUUUACUCCUAAGUGUAUUGCAUUAACCAGCAGUGGGUUGGGUUGUUUUGGUGGGUGUUGCCAUAUUUUUAUGGUGAUCUCUUGUAUGACUGAUCUACCUGCCACUUGGUGGAGGCUGAUGGAAGGCACCGCUUCUAAGCACAGAAGUGAUGCUUUGGGCAAUUAAAAACAUUUCUUACAACCA
This is a messenger RNA of Pogoniulus pusillus (Red-fronted tinkerbird), 3263 nucleotides long. RefSeq names its product coiled-coil domain containing 92 (gene CCDC92). Gene Ontology annotation, cellular component: centriole. The coding region runs from base 306 to 1253 and encodes 315 amino acids. NCBI's taxonomy places the organism in Eukaryota, Metazoa, Chordata, Aves, Piciformes, Lybiidae. The record is from RefSeq and is a predicted model, not a curated record. The transcript has 5 exons.